Molecule: messenger RNA, 1072 nt
Organism: Sardina pilchardus (European sardine)
Lineage: Eukaryota; Metazoa; Chordata; Actinopteri; Clupeiformes; Clupeidae
Gene: eef1akmt1
Product: EEF1A lysine methyltransferase 1
Exons: 5
Coding region: 223-864 (213 amino acids)
Biological process (GO): methylation
Molecular function (GO): protein-lysine N-methyltransferase activity; nucleic acid binding
Source: RefSeq, a predicted model, not a curated record
UUGAUGCUAUUUGUGUAACUAACGUUAUACUUUGAUGUCGACUAACUUCUGCAAUGUGAAGCAAACAAUUUGACCACGUCAGACUACUUGGGCAUGUGUUGGCAUAGUCUAAUGUUAGCUAUCUCUGGUUAGCAGCAGAGAUAUUAGCUGUGGCUAACUGUCCUACAACCGGUUGAUUCAGAAAUCGCGUACACUGCUCGUAUACGAUCAAGGCAAAACACCAUGAGCGACAGCGACGACGAUGUCCCACAACUGUCUGCGGCCACACUGGCUGCUCUGCAGGAGUUCUACGAUGACCAGAAGAUGGAUCAGGCACCAGCCACAGACAUCUACGCGGUCGGGGCCGUGGAGGAGGACUGGGGAAUGAGCCAGUUUUGGUAUAACGAAGAGACCGCUUCACGGCUUGCAGAGGAGGCCAUACUGCAGGCUGGCAAAGGAGGCAGGAUAGCAUGCCUCAGCUGCCCAAGUGUAUACCAGCGGCUCAAAAAGAAUGACCUGGUAGGCAUCAACGAUGUGACGGCUGUUGUGCUGGAAUACGACCGCCGCUUCGCGGUGUACGGCGAUGAGUUCGUCUUCUACGACUACAACAACCCUCUCAGUCUACCAGAGAGCAUCGGUCCGCAAAGCUUUGACUUCGUCCUCGCCGAUCCACCUUACCUGUCGGAGGAGUGCCUCAGUAAGGUGGCCAUCACGGUCAAGUUCUUGACCAAGGGAAAGACUCUGCUCUGCACAGGAGCCAUCAUGGAGGAGCAUGCAAGUAAACUCAUGGGCCUGAAGAUGUGUAACUUCCUGCCCAAGCACAGCCAUAACCUGGCCAAUGAGUUCCGCUGCUACACCAACUACGAGUCGACGAACCUCUCGUAACACCAGCCAACCACAUCACCAGACUUUUCAGCUGCUCUGACAGAACUGUCAGUGACUGGGACUUGACAAGUCGUGCCUAUCAGAUUUGAGGUUGGGUGGCACACCAAUUAACUGGUCAGGUUUACCUUCAGAAGUUCGGAACUAAUGUAAAUAUUUGUUUUAAUAAAAAUGUCAAUGACUCUGUAGAAUAAAGAUAUUGAGUGUUGAA